Messenger RNA from Chelmon rostratus (copperband butterflyfish), 640 nucleotides. RefSeq names its product cytochrome c oxidase subunit 7A-related protein, mitochondrial (gene cox7a2l). Bases 70 to 417 code for a protein of 115 amino acids. The record is from RefSeq and is a predicted model, not a curated record. Lineage: Eukaryota; Metazoa; Chordata; Actinopteri; Chaetodontiformes; Chaetodontidae. The transcript has 3 exons. Gene Ontology annotation, biological process: regulation of oxidative phosphorylation; mitochondrial respirasome assembly; mitochondrial electron transport, cytochrome c to oxygen.
GAACCGGAAGACCCUUAACCGUGUGAUUUUGUUGUGGGUGACACUUUUCCCCGUCCUUCAACAGUAAAAAUGUACUACAAAUUCAGCGGGAUUACCCAGAAACUGACGGGAUCUGCUCCUACGGCCGCUUACAACCCUCAGGGGUUGAGGCCUGGUGUGCCAGCAGAGCCCCCGACCAUGACGUUUGCCUCACCCACCAAGCUGGUGUCAGAGGCCGGGCCCGCGGUGGAGUACAUGGGAGCAAACAGGGUUCCUGAGCUCCAGAAAUAUUUCCAGACAUCAGACGGCGUCCCCGUUCAUCUGAAGCGCGGCGUUCCCGACAGGCUACUGUACCGCACCACCAUGGCUCUCACCGUAGGAGGCGCUCUCUACUGCAUGGUGGCUCUUUACAUCGCAGCCCAGCCCACCAACAAGUGACCAGCACAAAACCCGGGAUCUCUCUACAACACCUCGGACACAUCGCUGCUGUAAUUCAUGGACCCAACAUUCCCAAUCUCCAUCUGCCCUCGAUACACCACCUCCUGGGACUCUUAGAGGAGAAUUAAUGGCUGUCAGAACACCACACCAAUCAUAACAGAAAUAUUGUCUAUCUUCUUUGUCAAAAAGAUGUCUAAGUUAAUAAAUUUUAAGGGGAAACAAA